Caenorhabditis bovis is the source of this 273-nucleotide messenger RNA. NCBI's taxonomy places the organism in Eukaryota, Metazoa, Nematoda, Chromadorea, Rhabditida, Rhabditidae. The record is from the annotation of a GenBank genome assembly.
AUGAACACUCUUGCUGUUGUCUCAAUCAUUUUCUUCCUCAUUUCAACUGCCUUCGCCCAAAAGUUCGGCGCCAAAGGAUCGCCAGAAGUUGUACCACAAAUGGCUGCACUUUACGACGGAGAAGCUAGAAAUAGCGGAUUAAACAAGGUCACUGAGCAAUUGCUCAACGCGUUGACGGAGCUUGAGAACCUUCAGGAAGGCGGACACCCGCUGAAAAUGGCUGCUGAGAAGCGACGAAACAAGUUUGAGUUCAUUCGUUUUGGAAGAAAGUAA